AGCGGUUAGUUUGCUGAUCAACAUUUUUUUUAUUUCCACCUAAUAUGGCAUCUGAGGCUAAAUUUUGUGGUCCGUGUGAAGCUAGACAUACAACAGAAAUUGCAGUUGUCUGGUGUAUUGAUUGUGAUGAUGGACUAUGCCCCUCUUGCUUGGAACACCAUAAAGUCAGCAAAGCUAGCAAUAAACACCAGACCAUACCAGUUAGUAAGUACGCAGAAGUGGAAUCAGUUUCCUCAUUAAUAAAGCUGGAGUGUGAGGAACAUAAUCAAAAAUUAACUUUUUUUUGUCAAGAUCACUAUUCCACUGCCUGUGCUCUUUGUAUACCAGAAAAUCAUAAACAAUGUACGUGUAUAAAACCCAUCGAACAACUUGCUCAACAUGCAAAAACUUCAACGGAGAUGUUUGACUUAGAAAAAGGACUUAAGGAGCUUGCUAAUACCCUUGUUGAACUUAAAACUCACCGACAGCAAAAUAUUAAAGAUAUAAAAAACCAAAGAAAAACCAUUUUAGUGGAAAUUAAAACUUUAAGAAAACAAAUCAAUAUGCUUCUAGAUGAGUUGGAAUCUGAUUUGUUAAAGCAGUUAGAAAGUUUUAGCGACCAAAAUAUAUCCGAAAUAGACAAGUUACUUUCAAAAUUAAAGGACAAAGAAACACAAAUUAAAAGUCUUGGAGAGUCAAUUCAUCGGAUUAAAGAAACAUUAUCCAAUGUUCAAGUCUUUUUAGCAACAAAAAGUGUUGGUGAAAAGUUGCGUGAAGAACAAGAAUGGAUUUCAACUUUAUGUGACCAGGAUGUAGCUAAAGAGUCAAUUCUUGAAUUAUCUACUGAUUCACAACUAAAACAUUUGUUAUCUGACUUGAAAUGCUUUGGCACAAUACAGGUUGUCAGAAAUCCUUGUCAAGUUAAAGUAGGAGCCUGGGAGCUUCUUAAAGCACAGCUUAAUGUUCCAAUAACUGAAGUCAGAGAUAUUGACCAGACAGAACUGAAACUAAUACGCGAGAUUUCCUUUGAUAGUGAAUCAGUUAUUAGAGAUUGCAUUAUUGUCAAUGAUGGGAGAAUGAUUUUUGCAGAUAUCGUGAGAAGUAAUGUAUUAGUUUAUACUCGUGAUGGACAGCUGUCGAGGGCAAUCAGUGUUGGCAAAUCUCCUUUUGGAUUGGCUGUGAUACACACCAAUACUGUGGCCGUCACCUGUCGUGAAGAAAAAUCAAUAAACAUUGUAAAUAUCGAUGAAGGUGUUGUUAAACGAAAGAUAAAUGUUGGGAAACCUUGUUCUGGUUUAUCUUACAACAAUGACAAUUUGUAUGUUCUCGUCACAAAGACAGGGAUAAUGGAAUUUGAUUUAUUUGGAAAUCUAAUCAGAACAAUACCGAUAGACGUUCCAACUGAUGAAUGUUACAUAUCUUCUUAUAAAGAUAAGUUUUGUUACACAAGUAAUAAUAAUGCUAAAAUCAUAGCAUGUUGUGAUAAAAAUGGAAGUACAGUCUGGAGAUGGGACAUUGCUUAUUCCGGUGUCACAGUUGACAAUUACGGAAAUUUCAUUGCUUCAGAAUACAGUACUGGCAUAUUGCAAAUAGUAUCAUCUGAUGGUAAGAAGAGAAAACAACUUCUACAGCCUUUGAAAACCCGUAAAAAUUGGCUUGAAGGUUUGUUCUUUGACAAAAACAGCAGAACAUUACUUGUAACAUGUAUUUCAAAGUAUGCCAGGCUUUACCGCGUCAUUUGAAUCACAAAUAUGACCUACCAACUUAUCUCUGGGUACUUAAAUUAUAAACAUGAAGAGUGCUAGCCACAUGUAUAUCAGGAUCUGCUAAGGCCGUGUUCACAUUGACCUAAACUCAGUGUUGUGUUAGUGUAACUCGCUUGUAAACUAAACACAAUUACGUUCCCGUUGAUAAAACUCAAUGUUUACAUGUAAUUUACAUUAUGUUUUGUCUUCAUGCAGUCAAUAGUCAAUGUAGGCCUUGUGUAGGUUAAGUGUACACAAAACUAAGCAUUUAGAACAUUAGUUUUACAUGUAUCAUGUAUAUUUAAGGAAGAAACGAUUUGUGAAUAAAAUAUAUAUUUAUAACA
Molecule: messenger RNA, 2068 nt
Organism: Mytilus californianus (California mussel)
Lineage: Eukaryota; Metazoa; Mollusca; Bivalvia; Mytilida; Mytilidae
Exons: 2
Coding region: 45-1721 (558 amino acids)
Molecular function (GO): zinc ion binding; protein binding
Source: RefSeq, a predicted model, not a curated record